UGUGAAACUCUGCACUCUUCAAGAUGGCUAGUGAAAGAGAUCUCUUGUCCACAGAGAUAGUCAAUCGUGGGGUAGAAUCCUCAGGUCCCAAUGCUGGAUCUCACACAUUCUCUGUCAGGGUAAGGAGAAGGUUGCCUGACUUUCUUCAAUCUGUGAAACUCAAGUACGUCAAGUUGGGCUACCAUUAUCUUAUCACCCAUGCCAUAUACUUUGCCACAGUCCCAGUUUUGGUGCUCGUUUUCAGUGCUGAAGUGAGCAGCCUUAACAGGGAAGAGCUCUGGAAGAAGCUCUGGGAAGAUGCUCGCUAUGAUAUUGUCUCUGUGAUUUCUUUCUUUGCUGUUUUAGUCUUCACUGUUUCUGCUUACCUCAUGUCUCGCCCAAGGUCCAUUUAUCUCAUUGAUUUUGCUUGUUAUCGUCCUCAUGAUGAUCUCAAGGUGAGCAAAGAUGAGUUCAUCGAGAUGGCAAGAAAGACAGGGAAGUACGAUGAGGCAACCUUGGAAUUCCAGAAGAAAAUUUUACAAUCAUCAGGAAUUGGAGACGAAACUUACAUUCCUAAAGCAGUGAUGCGACAAGAGAAUUGUGCAACUAUGAAGGAGGCUCGUUUGGAGGCCUCAACGGUAAUAUUUGGGGCACUUGAUGAGCUCUUUGAGCAGACCAGAGUCCGACCAAAGGACAUUGGUGUCCUUGUCGUGAACUGCAGCAUUUUUAACCCGACCCCAUCUCUCUCUGCCAUGGUUAUAAAUCAUUACAAGAUGAGAAGUAAUAUUCUCAGCUAUAACCUUGGUGGAAUGGGCUGCAGUGCUGGGAUUAUAGCGGUGGAUCUAGGCCGUGACAUGUUGCAAGCCAAUCCUAACAACUAUGCUGUGGUGGUUAGCACGGAGAUUGUGGGCUUUAACUGGUAUAAUGGCAAGGAACGUUCCAUGAUCAUACCCAAUUGCUUUUUCAGGAUGGGCUGCUCCGCCGUACUAUUGUCAAACCGGCGACGCGACUACCCUCGUGCUAAGUAUCGCCUUGAACAUAUCGUUCGAACCCAUAAAGGAGCCGAUGACGACAGUUUCAGGAGCAUUUACCAGGAAGAAGAUGACCAAAAAUUCAAGGGAGUAAAACUGAGCAAGCAACUCAUGGAAAUAGGAGGAAAUGCCUUGAAAACCAACAUCACCACACUAGGACCACUGGUGCUUCCCUUCUCAGAGCAGCUCCUCUUCUUUGCAACCUUGGUUCGGAGGCUCUUACUCGGCAAGAAAAACAAUGGUUCUUCAACCUCACCAUCCUCAAAGCCCUACAUCCCAGAUUACAAGCUCGCAUUUGAGCACUUCUGCGUGCAUGCAGCAAGCAAGCCAGUGCUGGACGAGAUACAGAGGAAUCUUGGACUGAGUGACAAGAACAUGGAGCCAUCAAGGAUGACACUGCACAGAUUUGGGAACACUUCGAGCAGCAGUAUAUGGUAUGAGCUAGCUUAUUUGGAAGCUAAGGAGAAGGUGAAGAGAGGAGACAGGGUCUGGCAACUUGCAUUUGGGUCUGGGUUCAAGUGCAACAGCCUGGUUUGGAAAUCAAUGAAACGUGUGAAAAAGCCUUCCAGGAGUCCAUGGCUUGAUUGCAUUGACAAUCUUCCUGUAGCUUCAUUUACAGGCUAGGAAUCCCUGGAGUUUUACCUUGUUUUCGCUUCAGCUUUUUAAUCCAAAGUGGAUGAAUUAUAAUUAAUCCAUUUGGAGAUAAUUAAUUUCUCAUAGACCUUAUUCAUAAACAAACUAAAGUGUGGUUCUUCAGAAUUUGAAUAAAAGGGAAUGGAAAAUAUAUCUAUA
Molecule: messenger RNA, 1802 nt
Organism: Manihot esculenta (cassava)
Lineage: Eukaryota; Viridiplantae; Streptophyta; Magnoliopsida; Malpighiales; Euphorbiaceae
Product: 3-ketoacyl-CoA synthase 10
Exons: 3
Coding region: 24-1634 (536 amino acids)
Biological process (GO): fatty acid biosynthetic process
Cellular component (GO): membrane
Molecular function (GO): acyltransferase activity, transferring groups other than amino-acyl groups
Source: RefSeq, a predicted model, not a curated record